AUGCGACUACUCCAAGUCAACAUAUGCUGCCUACUCAUCAUCCUUGUAGAAUCAGGUCAAGACGCUCUAAUAAUUCAACCGGCUUCAUCCAACCCAGGGAUCCUAUAUGAAAAAUACAAAACUAUCCAUCUAAUAGAACGAGAAUGGAAAAUAGUCUCUACUAUAGACGUCGGAACCAUCAUCAAUAUAUCUCCUUGGCAAGAGAUGUCAUCACACGGCGAUAAGGAAAGCCGCCAAACUUGUCUAUCAUACUUCUCUCCCCCGGAGUGCGCAAUCCUGGGAAAAGAAGCUAUAUUAAAAGACGUAGAAAUAGACAGAGAGGAUGUAAUCAAUCGAUUAAAUCAAAAUCUAAAACAAGCAGACAAUACUACAUCAACUAAAAUCCAAAACCGAAGGACGCCCUGGUUUGAAUUCGUAGGAUCCAUAGCUCGAAAAGCCUUUGGACUUAUGGAUUACGACGACCACGAACACAUUUCUCAUGAAAUAGACAAAUUAUACAAUGACCAACGAGAGAUAACAACACUCGUAAACAACUCAACGCAUAUAAUAAACUCAGAAAUAAACAAAAUCAUCUCCGAUCAAAACAACACUAAGGCCAGAGUCACCCUGCUAUCCAACACAAUCAAUAGUUACGCCACCAAGGUCGGGAACGAGAUCGAGAAAAUGAAACUACGUCUACAUUUUAUGCAAAGAGCCGACGAAAGAGUACAAAGAACGUCGAGUCUAUUACGCUACCUCAAGGAAGUUGAGUCAGCGAUAGAAGACGCUAAGAGAGGGGUCGUCCCAGGAGGAAUUCUUUCACCAGAUCAACUGAGAAAUCCAACCAGAGAUAUUACAAUACGUUUUCCCCACCUAAAUCCACCUCAACGAGUGGACCACAUCCUAUCCAACAUCGCAAAGGUGAACACAGAAAGAAAAGAUAAUAAAUUCCUAAUAAUAAUCACCCUACCGUUGUUGAACCAAAUCACAUUCCAAUUCUAUCAAAUAAGACCUAUACCUGUCCCUCAAACAAUCGGAGGAGCCAUGAGGAGCCUGCUGAUCCGGCCAAACAUAGCCUGUGAAAUUAACGUCCCCCUCAAAUCAAUAAAAGACAACAUAGAGUGCGAACUACAGCUCUAUUUAAAGCCAAACAACGAGAUAAUGAAACAAUGCGAUGUCCGAAUAUUACCUAAAUGUUCAACACAACUAAUAAAAUUACAUCAAUCGAAUUCCUGGGCUUAUUCCACCUGUAAGCCAGAAAACUUUAUAACAACAUGCGACUCAAAAAUACGCAUCGAACACCAGAUCCAUGGCUCGGGUACCUUCACCUUAUCCCCCGGCUACGUCCUAACAAAUAAUCAUCUUGUAAUCAAGGGGACCGAAGAAGAAACAGACACAAUCGGUAUCUUCGCCUUCCCCACCAUAAACUUAACACAUCUGGUGACAAACCUCACCGAAAAACCAAAACCACGUUAUCUGCUGACAAACAUCGCCGAAGAACCAGUAGGGGAAAAUACCCUACUCUCUCCAUGGGGCGACAGCCUCGAAGGUAACGAGAACAGACUCACGAGAAUUGGACUUCACCAUCAAGAAAAAUCAAAGCAUCGGUACAUCACAAUCGCAAACACAGGCGCAGUGCUUUCAAUUAUAACAUCCCUCGCACUUUUCUUUGGAUAUUAUUACUACGGUUAUUGUUGCAACUGCCUCAAACCUCUGCAAAACAGAGGUGACACCAACAGAAAAUGA
Messenger RNA from Cotesia congregata, 1725 nucleotides. Lineage: Eukaryota; Metazoa; Arthropoda; Insecta; Hymenoptera; Braconidae. The record is from the annotation of a GenBank genome assembly.